This is a messenger RNA of Cucurbita moschata (crookneck pumpkin), 1630 nucleotides long. RefSeq names its product GATA transcription factor 8. The transcript has 4 exons. Gene Ontology annotation, molecular function: zinc ion binding; sequence-specific DNA binding. Gene Ontology annotation, cellular component: nucleus. Gene Ontology annotation, biological process: positive regulation of DNA-templated transcription. The coding region runs from base 260 to 1312 and encodes 350 amino acids. The record is from RefSeq and is a predicted model, not a curated record. NCBI's taxonomy places the organism in Eukaryota, Viridiplantae, Streptophyta, Magnoliopsida, Cucurbitales, Cucurbitaceae.
UAAAACGGGAAAGGACAGCUAGCAAUGAAGGAGGAGCCUCACCUACCGUCACACCCACAUCUCUUCUCUUUCAUUUCAUUUCAUUUCCUUUUCCUUUUUAGCUUCUCUUUCAUCCAUACAUAAACUCAACCCCAUUUCUCCUCUCUCUCUCUAAUGGCCUCCAUUUCAACCUGUUAGCCCUGUUUUCAGGUUCUUUAGCCUCAGAUUUCCCCCAUUUUCCCUUCUCUCUUGCUUCACAAAUUCAAGAAAAAACGGCAGAAUGAUCGGAAAUAGCUUAGUCGACGAGAUAGAUUGCGGCAGUUUCUUCGACCAUAUCGACGACCUCCUUGAUUUUCCGGUGGAGGAUGUCGACGUUGGCUUGCCGCCGGUGAAUCGCGGCGACUCGGCUAACUCAUUCCCAACCAUUUGGCCGACUCACUCCGAGUCACUACCUGGUUCUGUCUCGGUCUUCUCCGCUAAUGACAACGCCGAUUUGUCGGCCCAGCUCUCUGUUCCGUAUGAAGAUAUUGUUCAACUUGAGUGGCUAUCAAAUUUUGUGGAGGAUUCAUUCCGUGGGGGAAGCCUUUCAAUGAACAAAGAAGAGCCCAAGGACUUGACUUAUAACCAAUUCCAAACCUCUAGCCCAGUUUCUGUGCUUGAAAGCAGUAGCUCUUGCUCUAGUGACAAGAGCCUGCCGUCUCGCAGCAGCCCCGAACAGACCGUCGCCACCCCGAGUCAGCAGCGUGGCCGUGCUCGUAGCAAGCGGCCUCGCCCUGCAACCUUCAGUCCCCGGCCACCAAUUCAGCUCAUUUCCCCUGCCUCAUCCGUCACCGAAACAGCCACUCCUGAUCAACCAUUGCAGCUUGCCCCGAAAGCCCCGUCCGAUGCCGAUAACUUCGCCGAGUCCCAGCCUUUGAUCAAAAUGCCGAAGCAUGGCAGUGCGUCGGGAAUACAGAAUACCAAAAACAAGAAAAUCAAAUUGUCCUUUUCGCUCGCUCCAUUGGACGCAGCGACGGGGAACCAAAGCUCGCCAUCAUCAGUACGAAAAUGUAUGCAUUGUGAGAUAACCAAGACACCACAAUGGAGAGCAGGACCAAUGGGACCAAAAACUCUUUGUAACGCUUGCGGUGUUCGGUAUAAAUCCGGUAGACUCUUCCCUGAAUAUCGACCAGCAGCAAGUCCAACUUUCAUCCCAUCCCUGCACUCAAAUUCCCAUAAGAAGGUGCUCGAAAUGAGAAACAAGGUCGACGAGAAUACAAAUGCAAUCACCAUAAGCGUGCAACCCGAGCUCAUUCCGAACACGAAUAGCGCAAUUGCAAUGGAUUAUAUGUGAGAAGACAAAGGAAACGUCGAAUCCGAUCUAGUGCUGCUGAGCUGUGUGGUUCUUUCAUGUUUAUUUUAGGUGGUUGGUUGUCUUUGUGUACAGAGGGAACGCUUAGGAACUCAUUAGAUGACAAAGUAGAGAAAGAGGAGAAACAAAAGUUUUAAGUUUAGGUUUCAGUCUAAGUAGUGUUUGUUUAGUUUGUCUUAUGCUGUCUCUCUUCUUUCUAUUUUGCAUUCUUUUCCAAUUUCUUGGUAAUUCUUUUUGCAGUUCAUUUGUAGUCAGAUUUCUGAGCUUUUCAAGUAAUGAAAUUUCAGGUCAUUUUGCCUC